This is a messenger RNA of Telopea speciosissima, 3827 nucleotides long. RefSeq lists its product as uncharacterized. The record is from RefSeq and is a predicted model, not a curated record. Bases 158 to 3580 code for a protein of 1140 amino acids. Gene Ontology annotation, molecular function: protein binding. The transcript is spliced from 11 exons. Gene Ontology annotation, cellular component: cytoplasm. Lineage: Eukaryota; Viridiplantae; Streptophyta; Magnoliopsida; Proteales; Proteaceae.
UCUCUGUGAAUUUGUAGUUAGUUUCGUCUCCAAGUUGUUUCUGAACUUUAUUCUCGAUUCUGCUCUGUUUUGGAGCAUCAGAUUUCUCGAGUCCUUUGUUGUCGCAGUUAUGGAUGUUCCUUUAAUUUGAAUUUGAACCUUGUAAGGUUCGCCAGAAAUGGCUAUUGUGACAGGAGAUCGAUACCUGGAGUACCUGGUGAAGUUUGUGGAGAAACAAGCUGGUCCGUUACUUGAAGGAACCUUAGUUUUGAAGCUAAAUCCAGUUGGACUUCACUAUGUUCAAUCGAGGCUUGAAGCAUUAGAAGAGCUUGAAGGUCUUCUGGUUGGUGCUCCUGUGGAUUACCUCCGUGCUUACAUUUCUGAUCUCGGGGAUCACCGGGCGCUUGAGCAACUGAGGAGAAUUCUACGGCUUCUGACGUCUCUGAAGGUUGUGUCGGUACUCCCGCCACCUACUAGAGAUCCGACACCGCUUUCGCUGUUGCCGUUCGGACGGCUUAAGGUUUUGGAGCUCCGCGGAUGUGAUCUUUCGACUUCGGCUGCAAGGGGACUUCUGGAAUUGAGACAUACUUUGGAGAAGAUCAUCUGUCACAAUUCUACUGAUGCUCUUCGGCAUGUAUUUGCCAGUAGAAUUGCGGAUAUAAAAGAGUCCCCAGUAUGGAAUCGGCUAACAUUCGUUUCAUGUGCUUGCAACGACUUACUUCUCAUGGACGAGUCUCUGCAGCUGCUCCCUGUGGUUGAAACUCUUGAUCUAAGUCGAAAUAGAUUUGCAAAAGUUGAUAAUCUACGGAAGUGUUCCAAAUUGAGAUACCUGGAUCUUGGUUUCAAUCAACUUCGGACAAUUGCAUCAUUUGCUGAGAUUUCAUGUUCAAUUGUUAAACUUGUUUUAAGGAACAAUGCUCUGACCACAUUGCGUGGGAUUGAGAAUUUGAAAUCCAUUGAAGGGCUUGAUCUCUCGUACAAUAUUAUUUCCAAUUUUUCAGAGAUAGAGAUCCUAGCAAGUCUUCCAUCUCUUCAAAAUCUAUGGUUGGAGGGAAAUCCGAUAUGCUGUGCCACAUGGUAUCGACCACAGGUUUUCAGCUUUGUUCCUCAUCCAGAGAAAUUGAAAUUAGAUGACAAGGAAAUCACAACAAAAGAAUUCUGGAAGAGGCAAAUUGUUAUUGCAAGCAGACAGACACGACCUCCUGCUUUUGGUUUUUAUUCUCCAGCAAAAUAUGAUGCUAAUGAGGAAGGGAGUUUCAACAUGAAAAAGAAAAAGCUGUCUCGUCUUGCUUGUAUUGAGGAUGAGGGACAGGGGAGACAUGUUUCUCUGGAAUCUACAGACCAAGAGUCAAUCUCAUGUGACAGUGAGAUCCGAAGCAGAGAAGAGAAUGCCAUGUCUGACACUGAAACUGAAAUAGUUGGUUUAAUAAAUAGGAUUGAAUUCAUGAAGAAAGAAAAUUCUUCUCUUUGGCUACAAGAGUUUAAGCAGUGGAUGGAUCAUAGCACCGAAAAUAUGGUGGACAGCAGCAAAUUUACAGGGGAGAUCUCAAGUAUUGAUAAAGAAAAUUAUAUGAAAAACAAGAAAAGCCACAAGAAUCUUGGCUGUGUCUCAAACUCAGUACAGGUAUCAGCAGUGGAUCAUACCACAAACAUGUUGGAAUCUGACAACUCGUUCACUGAUACUUCUAUUGAUUUAAAUAGCUAUCAAUAUUUUGAUUCAGUUGGUGAAGUAGCUUCAGAGUCCUCUGAGGAUUUUUACCACAAAGAAGGUCAGCAUGUCUUAAGAACUGGGAGAAUGGAUUCAAAACAGGGUCAGCUGAGGGGUUAUAAUCAUCAAGAGGUGAAUUCCCUGCCUGUGAAGGAAAAGGAUCCCCUUCUUCCUGACAGAUUAAUCAUCCAGGGAGGUAGCAUGGAUAGGAAGGUUGACUGUACUCCAUUGACAGCCAUUGGUGAGAUUAUUGAGUCCUAUUCUUCAUCUGGUUGCCCCAGUUCACCUCCACAUUAUCAAGAAGAUAUCCUGCAACGCAGGCACACCUUAGUGGAAGAACUUAUGCAGCUAUCUGCUGAUUCCUAUUCUGUGGCAUCAUCAGAUAGUGAUACCAGCUGUAGUGGAGAUAAUAUUUGUGAUGAUGAUCAGAUAUUGAAUGAAGAUUCCUUGAAUAGGAGUAUGGAAGACCACCUGCAUGUACAUUCCCCCAACAACAAUUAUUAUGACAGAAGAAAUGAAAAUCUACACAUCAAACAAAAUGGCAGAUAUUCGUUGGGAUGUCAUGCUGAUCAAGCUUCUACCAUUGGGAAACUUCUAAAACAAGACUGCUCCAACAAUGCUUUGGCAGAUGCAGAUUGUGAUGAGACUGAUCAUGUCAUGGAACAAGAGGAAGACUGUUUGGAGAAGAGAAAAUUUAAACGGAAGCCAAAAAGGAGAAUCGUGCCGUUAUUGGAAGAGAAUUAUACAGUGGGAAACUCAGACAUACGAUAUCAGAAGUUAAAUGGUACUCCAGAAGUAGGUAAAAUUGGCAUGGAGAAUGGACCAAGGAUACAAACUUUUGGUAGGAGUGACUUCCAAAAGGCCCAUGAAGACAAGGACAGGACAUUGAUAAAUUCCGUAGAAAUCUCACUGGUUGAUGGUUCUGGUAAAUCAAUUUCCUGGAUGGAAUGCUCUUCUCAUCUUUCUCAGAGUGACGAAACCAUAAAGAGCUAUUUCCAUUUGAAUGUUGCUGAUUCAAGAGCUUCUGAGAUCUGUUUGCAAUGUAUGCGUUGUGACAGUAUACUUGCACUGGAAUCAGGGUACCAGGAGAGAGAGCUUGUUUUAUUACUGAGCAGUGAAAACAAGUUAUAUGUGCUACUUAUGGACUUCACAUCUAAUGGGUCAGAAACUGUCUCAAAAGUUGUGGGGUGUCAUAGGCUUGAAGAUGUUAAAGAAGUUGAGGUCGGUAUUGGGCUACAUGUUUUGAGUGUGCAUUUUGAGAUGGAUUUACCAUACAUAUUCAUAACAAGGAGCAUUGAUAAAUCAAGAGAAUUGUUAUGUCUCUUGCAAGUUUGUGAUAUGUCUGCAACAAGUAAUAAAUGUUUACUAAAGAGUCUGGAGCAGAUUCAAGUCGAAUUGUUUGAGAAACAUGUCUGUACUGGUCAAACGAUGAGCAUGUUCUUGUACUCAAUGUUGCUUUUUUGGCACAGCAAUAGUAAAGAGGAAUCGUGGCUUUCAAGAUCCCUGUUUAUAGUUGAAGGCUAUGUGCUUGUGUGCAUUGAAGACCUUAUGCAGUUCAGCUCUCUUUCCAUGGAUGAUGUGUCAUGCUCCUCAUAUCUAACGCUUGAUUUGUGCUGCUCCAUCGGUGACAUAUCUGAGAUGGUCAUUGAACCCCGGGAAAGUCGGUGCAUCACAUUAACUCUUGAUUCUGUUUCACCCGGAAGUUCCUGUUCGGCUGAUCUUGAUAAGGAAAAGCAGUCUGCCAUUAUUAAGAGGGAUAAGAUGGCGAUAGGUUCAUUCACCUGGAAACUCAAAUGGUUCUCUGAAGAGACCCUUCUCAAAUUUGUCGCAUUGCUGAAGGCCAUGCAUGCAGCAACAACCUUGUCUCCUUUCCCUGUAAGAUAUGCAUCUUGAGGUUCUUCUGUUUUUAUUUUCCUUUUAGGUUUACAUUCAUUUCAUUCAUUUCCUCUGGGUUUUUUUUUGUAAUGAGUCAGGUAUCCCACACGCACCUCCCCCCACCCCCCCACCCCUUCUGCUUCCUUUCAAUAUUCUUUUAUUUGUGUUCUUUAAGCAGUCAUCGUGCCAAGUAACAAUUGUACAGUUUAGAACAGAAAGAAAAAAAAAUUCUAGUGAAUGAAAAGUUUGCCUUUUGCCUUUCCUC